Messenger RNA from Oncorhynchus gorbuscha (pink salmon), 1567 nucleotides. Its product is annotated as myoblast determination protein 1 homolog 2. Lineage: Eukaryota; Metazoa; Chordata; Actinopteri; Salmoniformes; Salmonidae. The transcript is spliced from 3 exons. Gene Ontology annotation, biological process: muscle organ development; regulation of transcription by RNA polymerase II; positive regulation of myoblast differentiation. Bases 205 to 1035 code for a protein of 276 amino acids. Gene Ontology annotation, molecular function: DNA-binding transcription factor activity, RNA polymerase II-specific; RNA polymerase II cis-regulatory region sequence-specific DNA binding; protein dimerization activity. The record is from RefSeq and is a predicted model, not a curated record.
GGGUGCACUAGGAUACAGGUUGGGAAAGACAACCACAUUCCUACACUAAAAACUAAUACUAAUUGUAAGUUUUUUGGUUGCUCUAAGGAUACCUUUACAGUUCAACUUUUUUGCCCAAAGUUUCCGGUAACCUCUAACGUUUGUGACAAAUACAGAGCCAGGAUUACAAUCGUUACAAGGCUGGUCUUGGAAUUUGACAGUGAGAUGGAGUUGUCGGAUAUUUCGUUCCCUGUCACCUCUGCUGAUGACUUUUAUGACGACCCAUGCUUCAACACCAGCGACAUGCAUUUCUUCGAGGACCUGGACCCCCGGUUGGUCCACGUGGGACUCCUCAAGCCAGACGACCACCAUUACAACGAAGACGAGCACAUCAGGGCACCGAGCGGGCACCACCAAGCUGGGAGGUGCCUCCUCUGGGCAUGUAAAGCUUGCAAGAGGAAAACCACAAACUCUGACCGGAGGAAGGCUGCUACGAUGCGGGAGAGGAGGAGGCUGGGAAAGGUCAACGACGCCUUCGAGAACCUGAAGAGAUGCACGUCGAACAACCCCAAUCAGAGGCUUCCCAAGGUGGAGAUCUUAAGAAAUGCAAUCAGCUACAUCGAGUCUCUGCAAUCUCUGCUCAGGGGCCAGGACGGCGAGAACUACUACCCGGUGUUGGAACACUAUAGCGGGGAUUCUGAUGCAUCCAGUCCACAGUCCAACUGCUCUGAUGGAAUGAUGGACUAUAAUGCCCCAACGCGCACGUCCGCAAGACGAAGCAACUAUGACAGCUCUUAUUUCGCCGAGACUCCAAAUGCUGAUUCCAGAAGCAACAAGAACGCAGCAGUCAUUUCCAGCCUGGAUUGUCUUUCCAACAUCGUGGAGAGAAUCUCUACAGACACGUCUGCGUGCACUGUGUUAUCAGGCCAGGAGGGUUCCGAGGGUAGCCCCUGUUCUCCACAAGAGGGAUCUAUCCUGAGCGAAACGGGGGUACCCGUGCCGUCACCGACCAACUGCCCACAGCCGUCCCAUGACCCCAUCUACCAAGUGCUAUGAACACAGUGAUAGUAUGGCUACAGUUAUGAAAACGAAUCGAUUCCUGUAAAUUGUAGAAAACAACAAACGGACAGAGUUGCAGAAUGUUGCUGUGGUAGAAUAAUGUGAUGAUGGCAAAGCUGUCAUUCCUUCUAAUAGAAAGGUUUCAAUUCCUUGAAGAUCAAUCAUUGGCUUCCCAUUGGUCACGUUUUAUGAGAUAUCCUUUCCGACUUAUUUAUGUAGGCCUAAGUGUAAUCGUAAAUGAAAUAUUUGACCACUUUCUUAGACUUGUGUGUGUGUGUCAUCGUCAUCUUUUGUUCUUUCCUUGCGAUUUUUAUUGUUUAUGACAAUAGAGGACCAUAUUUGUAUAUGUGUAAAUAAGAGGUGAUUUUUUUUUUUAUAAACAAAAAAAAGUGUUUUAUGUAUUUAAUGUAGGCUGAGGCGCUUGGUUUGUUUGUUGUGAGAAAUGUUUAACUUUAUAUUUAUACAUCUUAAAAUGAGUGAAAUGCUUUCGAUGUUAUUAUAAAUAAAUUACUAUGACUAUUUAUACAAA